Molecule: messenger RNA, 5456 nt
Organism: Labeo rohita (rohu)
Lineage: Eukaryota; Metazoa; Chordata; Actinopteri; Cypriniformes; Cyprinidae
Gene: retreg3
Product: reticulophagy regulator family member 3
Exons: 9
Coding region: 368-1864 (498 amino acids)
Biological process (GO): reticulophagy
Source: RefSeq, a predicted model, not a curated record
AUCCUGAUGCCAUUGGCCAGAUCAAGCCCGUCCUCCGCAGCUCUCACUGUUGCUCCCGGGACAAAAACAACGACUGGAUAUGACAGCAGCACGGUGACAACAUUAAGGAGGACCUGUGUGGACGUAUAAAUAUAGCAAAUUAGACCUAAUAAUGGGCUUUAUUUCACAUUUGUUUUGUGUCAACGGCGGCAGCCUCUUGAACGCACGAGGUCUGCCUACUGCUGUUCUGCCCUGAGCAGCUUCAGGCUAAGCUAGCUGGCGACACACACAUUCAGAUCAGUUCUAAAGCACGGGAUUUAUUUUUAGCAUUCAAUUAUUGUAGAUUUUGUUGCUACUUUUGCUGUCACGUUUUUCCAAACACGUAAGUAUGGCUCAUAUGGGUGGAGCAGAAUACGCGACUGAAGGGAGCGGUUGCUCGGGGAAGCUGCGCUCCGGCGUCGGCCUCAGCGAGAGUCAAGAGCAGCUCCGCGCGGUGAAAGUAGUGCUGAUGGAGCGCUUGGGUCCGCACGAACGCCUGCUUACCUAUCUGCAGUCUGUUUUGUUGUGGGAGAGACCCUUUCACAGCGUCCUACUGUACACGGCCGCCAAUGUCAUGUUCUGGUUUUUUGCUCUGAGCUCUUUGAGGUUGCUCUUUCUGCUGGCAUCAAGUCUGGCUUUGGCUGUUUGUGUUGACACUUGGAGAAAUAAGAUCUGGCCUAAGAUCAGAGUUAAAAGACAAGAUGAGAGUGAGAAUGAAAGCUGGGGUCUAGUGCAGCCUGGGACUUUGAGUGUGCCUGAAUUAUGCCACUACCUGGCUGAAGUUUGGGUUACGGGCUCUACCUGUGUAACAGAUAUUGUGCAGUUUAAACGGCAAAAUCCAGGGAAGUUUUGUUUGCUGGUUUGUGGCCUGUUCACCUCAGUGGCCAUGGUGGGGCGCUACAUCCCUGGAUUGGCGCUGUCAUACAUGGCUUUGCUGGGUGUGUUGCUGUGCCCAUUGGCUUUGUAUUAUCGGCUGUGGCAACGUGCAUGUGUGAAGCUGGAGCCGGCCCUGCAGUGGCUGGACUUCAGCACCAAAGGAUACAUGAUGUCAAAGCCUAUAGAUAACCAGUUUCUUCGUAAGCCCAUCAGAAGCGGGACCUCAGAUGACGCUAGUGACAGCGAAGAAGAACUGGCUGCAUUCUGCCCAACGUUUGACGAAGCAGUGGUUGCUAAGGAACUGGCACUGACUGACUCCGAACACUCGGAUGCUGAGGUGUCGUACAUGGAUAACGGCACCUUUAACCUCUCCAGGGGUCAAACACCUCUCACAGAGGGCUCAGAGGAUUUAGACAGACACAGUGAUCCAGAGGAAUCAUUUGCCUGUGGGCUUCCAGACUUCCCCUCCAUCAACCCAGAUGCCACCCUGAUGGAGGACGAUGAUGAUGCCAGCAUCGGGCUGCCCAGUCUCAACUCAGCCGUGCUCUCUGGCGCUCGCAGCUCUACCUCCGCCCUGCUGGACCUGGACACCCAGAUGGACUCUGAUCAGGAAGACCUCGACCCCGAGAUCUCCCUCGGCUCCCUAAAUACUACCUCUGACCUCACUAGUAACCUGGCAGGGGUCAUCGCCAGCAACAUGAUCCAGGCAGCCAUCGCAGGAGCCAUGCAGCCCCGCCCACCACAAGGUCCUCGGAGAGAAAGCGGCCAGCGGGCAGGAGCCGCUCCGAGGGCAUACAGAAAGCAGUCGAGCUCGGAGCUAGACACAGACCUGGACUUUGACGGCGAGGACUUUGAGAUGUUAGACCAGUCCGAGCUGAACCAGUUGGAUCCGUUUGGAGGAGGACAGGGAGGCCAGAGCAGAACCCAGGGAUCCAGUUUCUUGUCCAACUUUCUGGGGAAGCCACAGUGAGCCCAUCUUACAGAUACUCCCUCCGUCUGUCUGCUCCUUGUGACCCUCGCACCUUGAUCCGAGUAGAAGAAGUUUGCAGUGUUGGUUUGAAUGUCUACUGAGAUGCUUUCAAUUUAUCUGAGUGAGUGCGACGGAGAGAGAGUGUGUUUGUUUUGCACUGUUAGUGUAAUAUUAGAUUCACUUGCCAGGUUUUCUUCACUGGCUGCAGUUGAUAUCACUGUGAAGUAAUCUUGUUUGUAGUCUGAAUCUUCUCUGUUUAUGCUCCGUGAGCUUCCGUGUCCUCUCUCAUUCGUGUGAGUGUGUAUGGGACAAGUGUGUGAAAGACUCCGAUUUACUUUGUAGGCUAAGCAAUAGGACAACCAUAGAAACAUUUAAAAACAUCCAAAAUCUCUUUAACUUCUUAGAAACCAGCAAAACAAACACCAGACCUUUUUACUACAUCAAAGUCUUAGAUCUUUCACAUAAAUCGCUGUAUUGCUUGUCUUCGUAAAUAACACAUGGGACCAAAUCAGACAUUCCACCAUCAAUGCUAAGUCAACACCCUUAAAGGGUUAGUUUAUCCAAAAAUGAAAAUUCUGUCAUUAAUUACUCAGCCUCAUGUCGUUCCAAACCCGUAAGACCUUUGUUCAUUUUUCGGAACACAAAUUAAGAUAUUUUUGAUGAAAUCUGAGAGCUUUCUGACCCUGCAUAGACAUGCAAAGUCAUUAUUAUUAUUUUCUUUGCACAUAAAAAGUAUUCUUGUAGCUUCAUAAAAUUACAGUUGAGCCACAGAUCUCACAUGGACUGUUUUAAUGAUGUCCUUACUACCUUUCUGGGCCUUGAAGAUGGUAGUCUAUGCAGGGUCAGAAAUAUCUUAAUUUGAGUUCCGAUGGUUUUACGGGUUUGGAACAACAUGAGGGUGAGUAAUUAAUGACUGAGUUUUCAUUUUUGGGUGAAUUGUCCCUUUAAUGUAUACAGAUAUGUAGUCGCCUAUAAGAAAGAUGCUGACUGCUGACUGCAGCCUCAUCUCAUGUUGUUAAAGUAGUAGUGCACCCAAAAAUCUAAAUUCUGUCAUAAUUUUCUCAUACUCAUACCAUUUCUAAACCUGUAUGACAUUCUUUCUUCUGUAGAACAUAAAAGAAGAUAUUUUGAGAAAUGUCUCAGUGUUUUUUUGUCCAUACAAUGAAAGUCAAUGGCAGCAAAAACUGUUCGGUUACUAACAUUUUGCAAAAUAUCUUCUUUUCACAGAAGAAAGUAAGUCAUAAGGGUUUGGAACAAAAUGAAGGGUGAGUAAAUGAUGACGGAAUUUUCUUUUUUGGGUGGACUGUCACUUUAAGAUUCUGAGACAUGAGCUUUUCUUAAGGUCACUGAGUGAUUAACCGCAGUCAGGUUAUCUCACUUUGCCAUAUAGCAGCGGUCACCAAACUUGUUCCUGGAGGGCCGGUGUCCUGCAGAGUUUACCUCCAACUUUCCUCAGCACACCUGCCUGGAAGUUUCAUGUAUACCUAGUAAGACCUUGAUUUUAGUUGGUUCAGGUGUGUUUGAUUAGGGUUGGAGCUAAACUCUGCAGGGACACCGGCCCUCCAGGACCGGAUCUGGUGACCCCUGCUAUAUAGGGUUGAAUUCAGGUAAAUUAGGAUACUUUUUGACUGGUCAAAAUGUCCCAAUUAACCUGAAUUCACCCUGUUUGCAGCGGUCACCUCCCAUAGUAAAGUGCACAUUUUUUCAUUAUGUCUGUCUGAACGUCUUAAAUCAGGAAUAAUAUAAGAACUUAAUAAAAAUGUAUUCAUUAUAUAUCAAAGCAAUUAUUCAGCAAAAAAAAAAAAAAAUUGAAUAAAUAAAUAUAUAUAUAUGAAUGUCAUUUGGCUCAGUUUAACAUAAGCUGUUUCUUCCACAAUGGUAUUUACAUUUAAGUUCAUAUGAGCUGGAUUUUUUUCUGCAUUACUUGAACACCAAGGGUUAAUAAAUGACAGUAGCUCUUUCCUAAAUUUUUCAAGAUCUGUUGUAAAAAUAUGGAAAAUUACAGUAUAUUGUCUUUCAAAUGGCUGUUUUUCAUCUGUUCGUCAGUCAAAUCGAAAAAAUAAAAAUGAAACAAUACCAACUUGUUUAACAGCUCAGCAAUGCUGUUCAUCUGGAUAAUUUGGCAGUACGUUGAUUUUGUUUGUAAUGACUCUACCUCAAACAAGACAUUCGGCUGUAACUGCCACCUGUUCGAACACAGCCUUCUCUCUUCAAACACACCUUUAACCGUUCUGACUUUAUGCAGAAACUUUUAUACAGGUAGCAGCAAAAAAAUACUGUAGAUCUCCUCUGCAUCCUCUCAUCUGGUCUGGUCUGAUAUGAGGUUUAAAGCAAAGUGUAACAUUCAGUACAGUGCUAAAGCACAAAGGAUUGCGAAAGGAUUUCAGAAAACACCUUUUGUGUGGUUUAAUGACGCUGGUGGAAUUAAGUUGAGUUUGCUGUUUUAUUUGCUGUUUCUUUAGUAGAUGCUGACCUUUUUUGUUUCACUUUGCACUAUUGCCCCGUGAACCGUUUCUGUUUCUGACCCAGUGCUGAGAGACCCAUCAUUGCUGACUUUAAGCUUUCAUUAUUGUAUACGCUGGAAAGUAGGAAAAGUACCGGAAAACUGCUGUACUGGUAAAAAGGCAUUUUGUUACCAGAGAUCAGUGAAGUGUUUUCUAUUCUCCAAGCAUACAGUUUGUUUGUUUUUUCAUUUAAAUUUAAAGUAAUGGAGCGUUGAGGAAUUAUAAGGAAGCUGCUUAUCUUUGUCGUGUGUAUUCACAGUCUGUCACUUCCUGCUAUUCCAGUUUGUUUAUGACAUUUCAAACCCAAGUUUUACUUUAUCCAGCCAACUUGAGUUAGGUUAGAAGACUAGUACUGUUUAUUGUAGUGUUUUAUAUUUUGCCACUUUGCUGUGAUUUUACUCAACCUCUUUUUUCUUCUUUCCUGGUUUGUUUUUGCUUGGUUGUGAGCCCUAAGAUUUUGAAUUGCUGAUGAUAUUUUUUUGGAUUGCUGUGUUAAUAAAGGUGAGUUUAUAGAUUGGAAAGCCUUUUAUUUUGCCCUUUUUACUGUCAUGUUAUUAACAGUUAUUAAUACUAUUAUAAAAAUACUUAGCUAUUUAUAUGGACACACCUUUUAUGUAUAUUAAUUAAUUUGGUUUGAUAAAUUGCCCAUAUUUCUUUUGAAAAAAGCUUUUCUUUUUUUUUUUUAAGUGUGUCAGUGUGAUUACCAUUCAGUUGGCCAUUUUACCCUGUCCAUUCACCUUUUUGUGGUCGAUUUCAACAAAAUUCACCAGCAAUUCAAAUUGGUCAAUGAAGUGGUAGUUUAUACAUUGAAAGAAAAUUAUGCCCGGCGUCAUCUAUUGAUGUUGUAUUGAUGUUAGUGAUUUAUACAUAAAUCAGUUAGAAGUCUGUCAUGUUGAGGCAAAUGCAAAAUACAGAAUCAUUCAUCUUUUCUUUCAUUAUGUGAGCAUUUUACAGGAGUCUUUCUGUAGCUGGAUUCUGCAAUGUCAGUGAUUUUUAUUUCUGUACAGAUGUAUUACCCUCUUCCAUUCUCUCUAAUUGUUUUUUGAUAACUUUUGAUGUGCAAGACAAUAAAGAGAUGAAUGAAUAUA